Sclerotinia sclerotiorum 1980 UF-70 is the source of this 1503-nucleotide messenger RNA. RefSeq lists its product with no specific name. Bases 1 to 1503 code for a protein of 500 amino acids. Lineage: Eukaryota; Fungi; Ascomycota; Leotiomycetes; Helotiales; Sclerotiniaceae. The transcript has 11 exons. The record is from RefSeq and is a predicted model, not a curated record.
AUGGCAACAUCUACUUCAACUCCUAUCACAUACUACUUCCCAACGACCUUAAUCUCCUCUACCCACAACACCAUCACCAAAGCAACAGCCACGGACCACUUUUCCCCUCCUGGUUAUUCCACGUACCCUUCCUAUUCAACAAACGAGCCAACGACAACCUACUCCACAACUUACAUCCUUCCCACCACAACCACCUCCUUCACAUCCAGCACCUUCAUUUCUCCAUCCUUCACCUGGUCAGGACCCACCGAUGUCCCCACCGCCAUACCAACUUAUAGCGUGUACCGCAUGAGGAAGCGUGCUGACCCUCCCAAACUUACACCAGAACAAAUCGAAUUAAUGAGAUUACUUGUCCAAAUAUAUGAUCAGAUAGAAAAAGCAAAACUAGUCAUAGAUGAUGCAAUUGAGCUUGGCAAUAUGGAAUGUCAGAGCUUCAAGGAUUUGGUUGCUAAUCUGAGGAAGUAUGCGGUUUUUUUUGAGGGACUUCAGGAGUGGCUUGAUGCUCGGGAUAUGAAGGCUGACAAAAAUCUAGUCCAAAACUCUUCGUCGGUCUUCUCGUCAGUCUUAAGCUCGUACUCAAGUGUAUCAAAUGCUCCGACUACUUCCAUUUAUACUCCCCGAACUGCAUCCACUACUUCGGUGGUAGUUACAAACAUCGAUAAUACCUCAAUUUCAUCUUCAACUGCAUGUCCGUCUUUAGUUGCAAGAGAUAACGACGACAGCGACGCUCCUCUUCUUGCUGCCACAGAUACAAUUCAUCAAGCAAAAGAAUUAGCCGACAUUGCUGAAAGUUGCGACUCAAAUGGGACUACGACAGAGCCUCCUCCAACGGAUCCUAAUACUCCUCCCACGGUUCCCAAUCCUCCGCCUAAGAAGAAGCGUAAUCCAUGGCAAAGAUUUUUGGACUGGCUCGAGAGACAAGGCAUACGUGUAGAGCCGAAUGGAGAUGAUACAUCCGAACAAAGUGUUAUCUCAUCAAGCAGAUAUCGAUCGGCUUCAAUAAGUCCCAGCAUCUUUUCAACCACUACAUUCUCAUCAGAUACAAGUAUUCUCAGCUCUCUACCCUCCUCCAAUCUCACACCUACUACAACUUCGACUACUUCUACCUGUAGCGCAAGCUCAAAAAGCACAGAUUCAUGUCCACCUCUUGAACUGAUAGGUGGAGACCUCGGUCCCGAUGAGAAGGAUAUGCCACUCACUGACCAAAAGCUUGAAAAAUGCAAAGAAUAUCAAACAUCGCACCCCCCACCAAGUACCAACUAUGGCCCACCUGGAUCUCCGGGAUAUAACGAGUAUGCGAAAAUUUCUCUCCAUUGCGCGCUUCUUAAGGAUUUAGCUGAGAAUGUUAAGAGAAGGAAAGAAUAUAUUAUUAAUACUUCGCUUAUGUGGCGCUUUGAUUGUGUUCAGGAUGCUGUUGCUUGGCUUCAAAAAUGGGCUCCUUAUAUAGAGGGUCUUAAUGAAUGGUUAGAGGAAUAUAAGGAGGAUUGGCUUCCGAUGUGUUGA